GGUCGAUGCGAAAGAUGGGAUGUAUGAUGUCAAUUUAAAUGUUAGAAAUUGCGGUUUUUGUAUUUGAACUUGGUUGGAAAUGUUCCGUUUCUAUAUUUAAAUACAAUUGUAUCAAAAACUGUUGAUUCAGGCAGCUGUUGUCAUGUAAAGCUUGAUGGGAGUCACCAUUGAAGCACAUUGGUCUAUUGCGAAUUUUGAUAGGUACUUCGCUAAUUAUCUUCGGCUGUGUGACUUUUUGUUGCUGCACUGCAGAUUAACAGAUGCUGCAUUCUAACACGCAGUUGCUUUUUACGAGAGGGGUUAGGAAAUGGAGAGUGAAUAUGGAGGUACCUGUGAUCAGACAGAACUGAAAUCAUUGCUUAAUGAAUUGGAAGUGUCUUAUAAAAUGCAGGAAAAAGAAGCUAAGUACCAUGUGAUCAAACUUCAAGAAGAAAGCUUAAAAGUGAAACAGAUCCUCUCAAAGAUAUCAUUGGUUGUCAGAUCUGCUGAACAGAAAGGAAAUAUUGAAAGUUAUCAAGCACUUUAUAAAAAGGCUAUCGAGGAACGAGAUGAAUAUAAACUGAAAGCUCACAAUCAGGCAUGUGCUAUAAUGAAAUUAGAAAGAGAGCUGUGUAAAAUAAAAAACGGUACCUUGGACAACAAAAACGUUGGUUCAAAUAGUGCGUCAUAUUUGGAUAAGGAAAUUGAUUUUUUGCAUACGGAAAAUGCCUCUCUCAGAAAUGAACUCAAAUGCCUUAAAAACCUUCUAAAUGAUCAAGAGCAUUUGAAGAAAGAACUGUCUGACAGCAACUUGGAGAAUAUUUCUCUUAAAGAACAGAUUGUUAAUAAACAAACAGAGUUAAUGGAAAUGCAGUAUCAGUUUGACAGUAAACUGAAAAAAGUACAGACAGAAUGUGAACAACAUACAUUAAAUCUACAAAAGAAACUUUCAGAGUGUCAAGAACAACUAACAGAGGCCAAGAUUUCAAAGGAGUUGACAGAGAGUAAUCUGAAGGAGAAAUAUGCAUGUGCAUUGAAUAAAGUGAAAGAAAUGCAGCAGAAGCUUGAGAAAAUAGUUGACGAUAAUGGAAAUGAAGGUACAUGUAUAGUGGGCUCUCCACCAGACAAGUCUGAAAAUUCAGCCAAGAUGGCAAAUGAAUUUGCUGAAUCAAAUGGUUGUGAACAAACCAAGAUCACCACUGUUAUCACUACUACCAGAAGCAGCAGUAGUACCGUUACUACUACUGAAAAAGUUUUGAAGACCUCUUAUUCAUCAGAAGAUUCCCCAGAGAGGAAUGGUUCAGACAAAAGUAAUAAAAUGAAAUUGAAAAAAGGAGUAGCAGUGUGCCUUUUGGAUGAUGAAGAGCAGCUGGUGGUUAAAGGAGAGGAGAGAUCAGAUGACUGUGAGAAUGAGGAUUUGUCAGAAGAGGAAGUUGAUGAAAUAUGCAUCCUGUUAUGAAACCAACAUAGAAACAGUGCACCAGAAGAAAAUUUAUGUAUUCUGAAGAUGGUUGAACUGAAAGUCCUAUCCUUAUGGCUAGAAAUGUUAGAGCAUGUGCAUCUUGCAUUAGUGGAUAACAUUUUUCCCUGUAUGCAUGCAUGCACCAGUGUGUGUGUGUGUGUGUGUGUGUAGGCAUGUGGUAUUAAUUUACCAUAUGGUAUUAAGAAUAGCUUCAAUAAUGAAGCUGAAUUGAUGAUGCAGACCAUUACAGAAUAUUGUCACACAUGUCAGCUAAGAGACAGAAGACACAUACUGAUACAUACAUGAUAAAGAGUGAGGUAGAUAAUGAACAAGUUUAGACACUGUAGAAAAGAAAGGGAGGGGGGGGGGGGGGAGAGAGAGAGAGAGAGAGAGAGAGAGAGAGAGAGAGAGAGAGAGAGAGAGAGAGAGAGAGAGAGAGAGAGAUAAUGCAGAGAUAAUAUAAAUUUGCUUAUACUGCAUCAAGAAUUAAUUUUAAAGAACAAGUCUUAAUAAUCCUAAAUAUGUAUCAAUGCGGAAGUUAGUACUGGUGUGUUUGUUAACUACCUGCCCCAGCGGACAUCUUUUGUGUCAGUAAUGGCACAUUAAAAAGUCAGAUGAGUUACAAAUUUGAUAUUUGAGAGCCAUAAGAGAACUCUGAAACAGUUGUUGUAAUCUAAUUUUUAAACUAAUCAUGUCCAUGUAGACAUAUUUGUCUUAUUUUUGAUGACAAGCACUUACAUUCAAAACAACCCUUUUGUUUGUGUAGGUUCUGUUUGUUUCAUUCCUUUCUUGUAGUUCAAAACGACAAGUUUCUCCCAAAUGUUAUUAAAUUGAGAUUCCAUGAUGAAGGUAGGCAAACUUUAAAAAACACACAAAUUUGGUAGUUUUUUCUAGUUAAAAACAAAGCUUUCUUCAAACCAAAUUUUGGUUUGAAUACUGUAGGCCCCUACUAGACAUGGUUCUAUUGGAUAUGGUAUUUGAACUCUGAAUCAUGUGCAACUUGGCCUUUGUCAUAUUAACAAAUCAUUGACAGAGGUGAAAGAAACAAGACUUGAUAGAAUAGGUCUGAGGAUUGAAUCAUGGAUUUUUGGACAUACUUCUAGUUUUGUACAUCGAAGAACAUAAGUCUCCCAUCUGCAGCUCUGGUAACACUAACCAUUGGAUGAUUGCCAGGGCAGAUGGGUUAGGCAGAUGGCUCUUCGCGGCAGUGGCAAAAUGUAGGUUAGAGAGGUAAAGGACAGAACAGUGUUGGUAAAGGAGAGAAUUUAUUUGGAAAUAGUAAGAGGAAAGGUUGAUGGCAAGGGAGUGUUGUAUAGGAUGGGUAGAUACAAGUGUAUUGGAAUGAGAUGAGUUUUAGGUCAGAGGAAUGUGGAAACAGAUGAUGUGCUGUAAGGGGAAGUUGUCUCCUGAAGAGCUUGAGGUAGCAACUGCUGGAGGAGGGAGGGGGGGGGGGGGGAGAUUCUUAUGAGGUUGUUAUUUAAGCAGAUGUUAGCACUGAGGUUUUGUGGCUUGCAACGUGUCCAGCAACUAGGUUGUUGACCUCGCUGUAACUAUUUAUGUGGGAAAGAAAUGGUAGUAUGAAGUAGGUGUUUUGCAAGACACUGGUAAGAGGUGUCACUAGUCCUGAGCUGUGACUGAUGUUAGGAGCACAGACCAGGUAAUUGGUGUCUUUAAGUGCAAGGUUCAGUCAGGUGAUAUGUUAGAAUACUGCUCCUUCCUCAGGGAUGAUAGAUCGGUGAAAGUUACAAGAGCUAGUCAUGAAGUUUUAAUUAUUAUCUCAAAAAUAAAGUCAUGAAAUUAAUUUUUUUACUAUUUUUGGAUAUAUAUGUGCAGUCCAUGUACACACUGAAAUCCUCACUGUACUGUAGAAUGCUGCUGGAGUAGCCAAAACGGAAUUAUACAGCAUGUCUCCAUCAUUCAUUUGGUUUUGACCCCUUUAGUGGGAUGCUAAAGUACUAUGGUGUGGGGAUUUCGCAGUGUACCAAAGCUGCAGUUAUGUAUCAGAAAACAGACAAAACAUUAAUUACUUAUUUCAUUCUUCCAAAUUAUUAAUAAAAUUUUGAGUAACCAUCAUAAUAGAGAAGAGCAGGUCUCUUAGACCCCAGGAGAAGAGGGACACAUUAGUAGUUAGAACAACCCUAGACCAAAGGAAGAAAGAUUACUGAAGACAUAAAAUUAUCACCAAAUAUCAAAAUAAAUUACAGGCAAAAAUUGCAGGCAAGCUCAGGCAGAACAAAAGAUGAUGUCAGGAAGGCGGUUAAUUGUAUUAAGAGGAAAAUUCAAUCAAGAAAACUAUUGUAUUUUGAGACGGAAUUACUGGCCAGUACCCAUACCUUCAGGCAGGUGGGGGGAUAAACCAUUCUACACACAGAAAAAUUAAAGUACAUGACACUAUAACUCUGUGUUAGGUUUCGGAAAUGUCACUUUCUUCCUCAGGUAGGAAAGAAGGUUGGGAGUAAUGUUAAAAAGGCAAGGCAGGUCACUCAGACUCCAAGAUGAUGGAGACGCACUAUAAUGAGGAUGAGGGUCGUAACUAUAGAUAGGUCCCUCUUGUCCUUGGGACUGAGUGAUGUGUCUUCCUUUCUUUUAACUUUCCCUAAACUAUCCUUGCUUCUCCUCUAGGAAGGCGCUAGUAGUUCUGAAACUAGGCUAGUGUCACCUAUUUUUACUUUUAUGUGUGUGUAUUAGCAGUACUAAAAGUGAAACAUGUCACAGAGAGGAGAAGAGCAUUCGUUAGUGGGAUUUCAACAAAAGGCUAAUAACUCUGUGUUUAUAAACAUAUUUGAAACACCACUGUAUGAAAGGGACCUGGUAAUUCAGUUUCCACAGUUUGUUAGUGGAUUGACACUUUGGUUUUAUGAGUAGUUCAUCAACAGUUAAUUAUCUCCUCCCCCUGCACCUCCCCCCCCCCCCCCACCCCUCUCUCUCUCUCUCCAAGAAAAGUAAAGCCUUACUGCUAUGUGGAAUUCUUAAUGACAGUACAGAAAAAUCACUUGAAUCAUAAGUAUUUAUUAACUGGCAUUUAUCUCAUGGUGCUAUGUCAUAGCCAGAUCAGCUGUUAGCUGUGCCACAAGUAAGGCUCUGUCAGCUAGGAGCCAGAUGCCGACAUGAACAGAAAAUGUUUUUGCUGGAAACAGUUUAAUACACUGCUAGUAUCGCCUAAAAACAGAUUAUGCAUGUACAUGGCAUGAUUCAGUAAGUGCAAGUGAAAUGAUGCUUUACUGUGCCUUGUUAGCAGUGAUGAAACAUUUGUGUGACACUAUUGUUAGCAGUGGUAUUUUACUUUUGUACAGUGGAGGGGGUCUUGAUUGAAAUUGGAGAUACUGGGUUUCUAGCAGUGAAAAUACAUGGCAGCAGCACAUAAAGUCACACAUUCAGAAUGAUUUUAAGAAACUGAAUUUAGUUGCUUUGAUGAUUAAAGUUAAGUGAUUGCACAUUUAGUUCUUGCUUGUAGAAGGAACACAUUUUGUAAAAUACCCAGUUUUUUUAGUGUCCAUAAGAAUUGGGAAUGUCUGUUCUAUCUGCAAAUAAUAAGUUCAGUUGUGCAUAUAGUAAUUAGAAUAUGGUGGAACCAGUGGAAAAAUGCUCGUUUUAGAGCACAAAAAAUGUGAAUAUGCUCCUGUUUAUUAAAAGACUCUGACUGAAAAGAGGGGUACUAGCUGCCUCAUUCUAUCUUCCUCAGCACCCUUCAAAAUUUUUCCCAAAAAUUUUGCCAUGCCGUUGCAUGGAUACCCAUAAAUGAGGCAGUUCAAAAUAUAUAUAACAAUAAUAAUAAGGUGGUGUACUGUGUAACAGACAUGUCAGUUUCAGUGUUAUAUAUACACACACUUUUAAUUAACACUUGAUUUCCUUGGCUUUACUUUUAUACACUGAUUGUGUUCCUUAGAAUUGUUAUUGUUAUUGGUACUAUUUUGCAUCACUGUCUUUUUUAUUUCAAUUUUAUUUAAAUAGCUUUGUUGACCAUAUAGCAACAUUGCUGAGUUUUUAUCUGUUAACUGUACAUUCUAUUAUGUGAACUUUUUGAUAGUAUUGA
Molecule: messenger RNA, 5474 nt
Organism: Schistocerca americana (American grasshopper)
Lineage: Eukaryota; Metazoa; Arthropoda; Insecta; Orthoptera; Acrididae
Exons: 10
Coding region: 308-1438 (376 amino acids)
Source: RefSeq, a predicted model, not a curated record